GGAGGAUCACUCAGCUGUCUUUUAGACUUUGGUAAUUUCCAUGUUUGAACGAGAGUGUAAAUUAUCAGAAAAAUGGCAAUAAACCCUGCAAAAGCAAUUCUUAAAGAAGGGAAAUGCGCUUUGUUAAUAUGCGACGUCCAAGUAAUGUUCGCUAAGGAUAUGCUAGAGUUUAAUAAGAUUGUACAAAACUCAAUAAAACUGAUGAAUGCAUUAAAGCUCUUAGAGGUUCCUAUGUUAGUUUCUGAACAUACUGGGUGGGGUAAAACAAUUCCUGAAUUCGACAUUUCUGGUGCCAAAGGACCAUUCGCAAAGACUCAAUUUAGCAUGUGCACACCUGAAAUAACUAAUGAACUUUCUACAAUUUGUUCUGGUAAAAAACCAGAAGCAAUUAUCCUGAUUGGUGUUGAGACCCAUGUGUGUAUAGAAAGUACUGCAAUUGAUUUAAGAGUGAGUGGAUAUGAAGUGCAUGUUGUUGCAGACUGCUGUACUACACGUACCCAGGAGGAUAGAUUACUUGCUUUUGAAAGGAUGAGAGAUAUUGGGUGUCAUAUAACUACUUCUGAAAAUGUCAUUUUUAAAAUAUUGGGAAAUACCACUCGUAAGGAGUUCACAGACAUUGACCGUUUAGUACAGACGCCAACAUUGGAUACAGGACUUACCUCAAAAAAAUGAAUU
Dufourea novaeangliae is the source of this 675-nucleotide messenger RNA. Its product is annotated as isochorismatase domain-containing protein 2-like. The transcript is spliced from 5 exons. Gene Ontology annotation, cellular component: cytoplasm. Bases 73 to 672 code for a protein of 199 amino acids. Lineage: Eukaryota; Metazoa; Arthropoda; Insecta; Hymenoptera; Halictidae. The record is from RefSeq and is a predicted model, not a curated record.